Sturnus vulgaris (Common starling) is the source of this 2297-nucleotide messenger RNA. It is a transcript of the gene C2H3orf52, whose product is annotated as chromosome 2 C3orf52 homolog. Lineage: Eukaryota; Metazoa; Chordata; Aves; Passeriformes; Sturnidae. The record is from RefSeq and is a predicted model, not a curated record.
CUCUUUGUGCUGUUCAGCACCACAUCUGUUUAGCUGCAUGGAUAAGAGCAAUAACAUUUUAUUGUUUUGGCUGAAAGCACUCUGAUUCCUUUCAAAAUCAUCCCAGCAAAUGACAGCAUUGCUAAAGGUUUAGUCACUUGCUUGUCGAGGGCUGGUACAGGAAGGUAGGCAAACUGGAAAACCGAGUAUUGCACAGCCGAGAGCCAGAGUUCUCACGGCUCCACAAAUCGAUACUGCCUCCGCCUUCCCUUCCUCUGCAGCAAGGACGGCCGACCUUAUUUGUUCUUCCAAGGAAUUCCCCUAAUUUAACAGUAUUUUGAGAGUCCUCCUGUAACAACUAUCUUCCCUCUCCCUGUUUCCAGCUAUCAGAGCUAUCACGGACCAUAACCGCGGCUGAAACAAGAAGGAAAUGAGUUGGCUCUGUUCUCACUUCAGAGACAGAAGUUCUCACAGAGACCCUCCUUCAGAGACAGAAGCAAUGAACUCUGAUCAGCAGCAGGAGGCUAUUGAAUUACCGGGAAGUAAUGUGGAGGAAAGCACGACUGAUCACCAGCAGCCUCUAAAUGAUCAAACGAGAAUGGAGGAGAGAAAUCCCUGGAAAUCAUGCAGGAAUGUCGUUUUCUGGAAGUGUAGACUAUGGAUGGUUAUAACUACAAUAUUUCUAGUGAUCUUCCUGGUCAUUCUCAUCAGCCUAGUUCUUUAUUCCAAUAUUUACAUAGAUGAGGAUGACUACUGGGAUCCUGAUGAACUACUAAGCAGUGGAAAUUUUCACAAUUUUUCAGGAACAUUGGAGUUAAUGUGUGGUCUCCCACACUUCCCCUCGGAGAGCAUUACUAACUGGCUCACAGAGGUCUACAGUUCAUCUCCAGCUUUAGGACGUUACUUUAGGUCAGCUCAGGUGAUUUCUUUCAGUAAUGAAAGCUCCACUGUAAUUUAUCAGCUAGUGUUUUCUGUACCACCAUCAACAGAGGGAUUUAUGGAAAACAGCAUGAACCCAGAUUUUAUAAGGAACAUAUUACGUCAAAAUAUUUAUGAUGAAGAUACUCUUAGUCCUGGGACAUCUGAAUGUGUCAGAUUAAAACUCGACCCAACUUCUCUCACAUAGAAAUUAUGGAAAGAUUCCUCAUCUUCAUCACCACCUAGAAGAGAUGGGAUUCCCUAUCUAUAACUAAUCCCAGGGCAGGGAACUAUUUAUUAGGUAGAAACACUUCUAAAAUUGUUGUGUUAUAAAUACUGCCUGUGAUGCAAUAUUGUAAAUGGAAAAUGUGGUAUGACAGUGUUGUGUUGCUGUAACACCACUACCUCCUUCUUCUAUGUCUCAAUAAUCCAUUUCACCUUUGAGAAAAUCAUGUAUUUGAUGCAUGCUCUGUUGACUUUGAAAGUUCUGCUUUGUCUUGCAUUAUGAUUAAAUCUGAAUCCUCUGCAAGAGCUUUAAAAGCAGUCUUGCACAUGGCUCCUUUCUUUUUCUCUUGGCUUAUGCGAAAUUACCUGUACAGCUUCAUCCUCAACACUUCCACUCAAACUCAUAUCUGUUAUUUUUUUCCCUCCAAAAUUCAUAUGCCACAUUUCCUUGUCGCUCUUUCCUUGUAAAACAGCCUGAAAACCUAAAUAUAUAUAUAUGUGUGUAUAUAUAUAUACAUAUUCUUUAAUUACAUGCAAGGCCUUUGCACUAGCUUCUUAAGAAUGCUUUAACUCUCAUAAUUUCCUUAUUCUUCCUACAGUCUCCUUGGAUAAGGUGCUCUUUGCUCUACUUUUCUCUUCUUCAAUGUGGAAUACAAAAGAAGAAAGCAGCAGCAUGAGGAGAUAUGUCUUGCUCACUAAUGAACCUGAAUGUCACAGGAAUCUUUAAAGAGUCAAAUUAGCAGAAUUAGCACUUUUACAGUUAGCAGAGUUAGCUGCUGCUAUUGGUGAAUAGACAGAUACUUGACCUGUUUUUGUAAAUCUGAAGACUAGUCUAUACCCUUAAUUAUAGUUCCUGCCCAGCACUGGGGAUAAAAACCAGAUGUAAGGUAUUUGCCUUAAUAAGGCAGUAAAUAGUUGUUCUUGUUGAUGACAGACCAGGUGAGAUGAGCCAGGGCUGAGAGGAAGGUGCUGAAGCAAAUGGCAUAGACCAGUGUGGCAUUAAAGUUACAGACAAUAAAUAACUGGCUAUACACCAAAAUUGAGCAUUAACUUUAUGCAGAAUGGAAUAUAUUCACUACCAUGUGAGUGAAGUAUAUCUUGUCAUUUAUUUAUAACCUUAUAAAUGUUCGUACUCUUGGAUAGACACUUUUAUUUUAAGAAGCGUUUUGUAUUAU